Drosophila serrata is the source of this 1722-nucleotide messenger RNA. RefSeq names its product Transcriptional adapter 2A (gene Ada2a). Gene Ontology annotation, cellular component: SAGA-type complex; nucleus. Gene Ontology annotation, molecular function: transcription coactivator activity; zinc ion binding; chromatin binding. NCBI's taxonomy places the organism in Eukaryota, Metazoa, Arthropoda, Insecta, Diptera, Drosophilidae. The record is from RefSeq and is a predicted model, not a curated record. Gene Ontology annotation, biological process: regulation of transcription by RNA polymerase II; chromatin remodeling.
GCUUUUUAAACUUACAAGUGAAACUGCCUGAAGAUCUUUGGCUUAUAGCGCGCACGAAAAGCGGCGCAGUCGCCUCCUCCUUCAGAUUACCAUAUUGAAUUGACUUAUUGUAGUUGAGCUUCUAGGUGAAAAGGUCGAACGAUACGCAAUUGCCCGCCAGGACUCCAAAACCAGGAGUACCACGGUAGUAUACAACGUACAGUCGUUGCACAAACAACUAGAACUUAUGGAGGAAAUGGCUUGGAACGCGAAUAGCGUAGUACCGGUGCCAGCUCCCAGCGAUUUCGGCCGUUGUGCCACAUGCCGCUGCAACCUCUCCGAGCCCUACAUAAAGUGCUCUGAGUGCCUGAACACAUUUCUGUGCCUGCACUGCUUCGCGCAUGGCAGGGAGAUAUCGCCGCAUCGCAAUAAUCACGCUUACAUCAUAGUCCGCGACAGCAUUCAGGUGUUUGCCCACGAGCCCCAUUGGACUGCCCGAGACGAGCGCAUCCUGUUGCAAACAUUACGGGUUCAAGGCUACGCAAACUGGGAGGCCGUCUCGCAUGCCUUAGAGCAGCGACACGCUCCCAUGGAAGUGCGUCGGCACUACCACGACUGUUAUUUUGGUGGCAUCUUUGAGCGCCUGCUGAAGCUUCAGCACUCAAGGCACAGCUACCUUCCUGAGCGAAUGCCGUAUGUGUUCAAGAUGCGCAGUUUGGAUCCCCCACGCCACGACGACAUCGCCGCGAUUCAGUUUAAGCUAAGUGCCGGAUAUCGCUGCGCACGGGGAGAUUUCGAUACGCCCUAUGACGCCUCCGCCGAGAGCCUGCUCUCAAUUAUGGUGAAUCAGCGGUCGAGUGAAGAUGACCAAGAAGGUGAGAGCAACGAAAUGGAACGGGAGAUAACCGAGGAACUGCAGCUAGGACUGGUGCGCGCUUAUAAUAAUCGAUUAAAAGAACGCCAACGUCGUUAUAGGAUCAUGCGGCAUCACGGUCUAAUCAUGCCUAAUCGAACGGUUAGCUGGAUUUCCAAGUACAUGCACGCAUUUACCAGUGACACCAGCUGCAUGCGGUUCCUGGGGUUCAUGCAGAUCUGUAAACCCGUAGAAUUUGACUUGUUGGUGGAGUCCCUACGACACUGCCGCGAACUCAAUACUCGUUUGUUUAAGUUGUACGAAUUGCGUCAGCAGGGCGUCAGCACUCUGUCUGGAGCAUCGCUCUUUAAGCGGCUCUACAAACAACGUCAGCAAGCUCAACGGGAAUACGUCCGCCAGAAGCAACAGAUGGAUACUUUCGACUGGCAGCACUUGGUGCAGUACUACGAGUACAAUCGAAAUGGAGAACAAUUGCCACCCGGAAUCAGCUCCAAGCUGAUUGCCUUGAGCUCCCGCCGGAAAGCCAGUCCAAUUGAAAUUGGAGAUUUGCCCGGGUAUUCUAAAUUGGAUGCUGGCGAAAGGAAGCUGUGCAGUGUGGCUCGUUUGGUACCACAAUCAUAUCUAGACUACAAGAACCAACUGGUUUCGGAGCAGGCCAAGCUCGGUCAUUUGCGCCUGGCCGAUGCGCGGCGUCUAAUCAAGAUCGACGUGAACAAAACGCGACAGAUUUAUGAUUUCCUGCUGGAAAACGGCCACAUCAGCAAACCGCAGUCCCUUGGCUAAACCAUAGUUGUUCUUCCAUGUUUCACUUAGUUCGAGACUGCCGAGACGCUGCUGAUAUCGGAGGUUCACAUGUUGCUCGAUCAUCG